Notolabrus celidotus (New Zealand spotty) is the source of this 2605-nucleotide messenger RNA. It is a transcript of the gene calcoco1b, whose product is annotated as calcium binding and coiled-coil domain 1b. Bases 24 to 1598 code for a protein of 524 amino acids. The record is from RefSeq and is a predicted model, not a curated record. The transcript is spliced from 12 exons. Lineage: Eukaryota; Metazoa; Chordata; Actinopteri; Labriformes; Labridae.
UGCUCAUCACUUUCCACAGACUGAUGCACAGCCCUGACCUGCAUUUUGUAGCAGAAAAAAAAGCAACUCAGCUGGUAGCAGAUCAUCUCCUUGCACAAUCAGCACAGCUUCCUAUUACCAUGGAUAAACAGCCUGCAGUGGUGUUUCGAAAUGUGGGGCAGCUUUACUUCCCCCAGACUAGAGUGGAGUGUCACUACAGCCUGACCUCAAUGCACCCGUGGAGCAGCAAUGACUGGAUAGGCAUAUUUGAGGUGGGCUGGUCUUCAGUUAAGCAAUAUCACACAUACACAUGGGCUCUUGUUCCUGAAAGCUACACUGAGGGGACCAAUGUCAACUGCUGUGCACUUUUUCAUGCUUUCUACCUGCCUCGCCCUAGUUCAGUGGAGUUUCAGUUUGUUUAUGUGGAUAAGGAUGGAGAGGUGUGUGCCUGUAGUCGCCCUUUCACUUUCUGUGCUCCGAAGCCGCUGGAGGAGCUGGAGACUCUGAGAGAGGAGAGAGAGGAGGAGGAUGGAGAGGAGGAGGAUGGAGAGGAGGAGCUGCUCCUGGUUAUCCCAAGAGCUCAGCUACUUCAGAGUCAGUUGGAUAAAUGCUUAAAAAAACAAGCAGGUUUGCAGCAGGCUCUUGAUGAAGCCAAAAAGAUGGUGGACAACCAGAGAGAGAGCUGCAAAAUAUCAAAGAUUGAGUGGGAGCUUGAAAAAGAAGCGAUGAGGAGCGAGAUCACUGAGCUCAGAGACAACCUGAGAUACAACAGCGACUCGCUGAAGCAGAUAGAAGGAAAACACAAGGAUGUGAAAUACAGUCAGGAAAAUCUGACCUAUGAACUGAGUAAACUCAUGGCUGAAAAAGCUGAGAGUCAGCAGCGAGUCAGAGACCUGGAGGAGGAUAUGAAGGUCCUGACUGACCAUGAGAAGGAAGGAAACAUGGAAUUGGAAAGGAAAGUACUGAAGGAGAGAGUGAAGAAAAUGUCCAGUCAAAUGAAAUAUGAUGAGGAAAAGAGAAAAUUUCUUCAGGUGGAGAAUGAGACAGCUCUGGUGGAGGUUCGAGGGCUGCAGGAUCGUCUGGACGCUGCAGAGCAUGUAGCUGAGGGCCUUCGCAGAGAGCUGAGGGAGCUGGGCACCCGUCAGGGCCAUGCCAACACAGAGCUGCAUCAAGCCCGGCUGCAAGUGGCCCAGCUCACCUUGCAACUGUCUGAGGAUAACCUGCUACUCAGGGAGGAGCGUGCUAGUUGUGCUCUAGAGAGAGAAGCUUACAGACAUGCAGCAGAGUCUGAUAUGAAGAAAUUACAAGAACUGAGCUGUGAGGUGCAGAGGAAAGAGGAGUGGCUUCAGGAGGAGAGGACAGAGAGGGAGAAACUAGAAGUAGAGCUUGGGAGAGAGAGAGAUUGCAUUCGAGUGCUGCUGAGUGAUGCCAAGCAGGAGCUCCAGGAGCUGAAGGCCAGUCUGAGGAGAGCCCAGAGAGAGAGAGAGGAGCAGCAGAUGGAAAAACAGUACCUGAUGAAGCAGCACUGUGACACUUGUGCCAAUGAAAGGAAGCAACUGAUCCUACCAGAACUCAUCAACCCCAUCUUAAGUGAGCUGGCUGACGGCCCAAUGUGGUAACACAGUGAAGGAUGGACAUUCACACGGGACAUAAAAUAAAUCUGGUGGCAUUUUGUGAUUAUUAGAUCAUAGUUUUGUAGCUGUUAAUUUAGGAAGACUGUAUUAAAAAGGUAAUUUUAUGGUGAAAACAUAAAGAUAUGUGUAUUUAAAGUAAACAUGGCCCAACCUCUAAGUCUUGAGUGUCUAGACUGUGAGAUAAGGUUGGCUGAUAGUUUUAUUACUGCUUUAGGAUUUGACUUUCAUACACAGUUUUCCCAGAAUUGCCUUCAGUGUGUUAAGUCUCUGUAAUUCCAUUUUUUUCUACAUUUGUAGCUUUUUUAGCUUAUAAAAAGGGUUAGUUUGCAACUGUGUUGAGGAAAGUGCCAAGAUAUCCUGCUAGUAGCUUGAUUUUAAUACACAACAUCUUGUUUUUUGUGCCUUAUAGCCCCUUGAACUCUGCAUGUGAGUGUGAAUCCUGAUACUGAGUCAAAAGCGCGGGUGUGUGUGUGUAACAGAAAAGUGUGAAAUGUUCUGCUGCAGCUUGUUGAGCACUCUGUCAGGCUGCAAGAACACAAGAGUCAGUUUAUGAUACUUGUGUGUGUUGUCUGGAGAAAAAAGUCUCUUUAAUAGGAUAUGAUGAUGAAAAAGUGUUGAUUCAAAUCUGUAAUUUGACGGGAAAAGUAGCAUGUAACAAUGAUACAGAAAAAUGUAUUGUUUUUAAUUUUGCGCUACAGUGGAAAAAUAAUAUUUACAGGUUAAACAAAGCAGUCUGGAAAACAAAGUUGUGUUUCAUCUUAAGAGUUGGUUUGCAAGAUUGAUUUCAAAUGAAAUGACAACUGGACACUGAAGAUCUGAGGACAAAAAGCGCCUUUAUCAAAAUACAAGAAAGACAACAACGUAUAAACAAAACAGCAAACAAUAAGCAACAAAUAAAAAUGUAACAAGAACACAUCAGCCCAGUCUUUGUUUAACUGUGUGUAUCAGAGCUAUGUUGGUACAUCUGAAAUAAAACUCAUGAGGUGUCCAAA